Trichomycterus rosablanca is the source of this 2781-nucleotide messenger RNA. RefSeq names its product PMS1 homolog 1, mismatch repair system component (gene pms1). Gene Ontology annotation, biological process: mismatch repair. Gene Ontology annotation, cellular component: MutLalpha complex. NCBI's taxonomy places the organism in Eukaryota, Metazoa, Chordata, Actinopteri, Siluriformes, Trichomycteridae. The record is from RefSeq and is a predicted model, not a curated record. Bases 12 to 2693 code for a protein of 893 amino acids. The transcript has 12 exons. Gene Ontology annotation, molecular function: ATP binding; ATP hydrolysis activity; mismatched DNA binding.
ACGAUCAAACCAUGAAGGCGCUGCCACCAGAGACGGUGCGACUGCUCUCCAGCUCCCAGGUGAUCGUUUCUGUCCUGAACGUGGUGAAGGAGCUGAUCGAGAACUCGCUCGAUGCCGGUGCUACGAGUCUUGAAGUGAAGCUGGAGAAUUAUGGAUUGGAUCGUAUCGAGGUGCGAGACAACGGCUCUGGAAUCAAAGCCGCCGAUGCCUCCGUGAUGGCGGUGAGACACUACACCUCAAAGAUUUCCAGCCAUGAGGAUCUGGAGCGCCUCGAAACGUAUGGAUUCAGAGGAGAAGCGCUCGGAUCUAUAUGUUCCAUUUCUGAGGUCAUAAUUACGACCAAAACGGCCGAGGACGACCUCAGCACUCAGUACACGCUGGACGUCAGUGGACACGUCGUCUCACAGAAGCCGUCCCAUCUCGGUCAAGGUACCACUGUGUGUGCGCUGAAACUGUUUAAGAACCUGCCGGUCAGGAGACAGUUCUACUCCAACGCCAAGAAGUGUAAAGAAGAGCUGAAGAAGGUGCAGGAUCUGCUGAUGGCUUAUGCCAUUAUCAAACCUGAGCUGAGGGUCGUGCUGACACACAAUAGGGUUGUGGUGUGGCAGAAAGCCAGGGUGUCGGAUCACGGCGCAGCGCUCAUGGCCGUGCUCGGAUCCUCCAUCGGCACCAACCUCCUGCCCGUCCAACAUCGCCACGAGCAGGCAGAGAUUUCUAUCGAUGGCUAUUUCCCGAAGCCGGACUCUGACCUUAAUACAACGAGCUCCAGCACCUCGGAGAAGACGUUCAUUUUUGUGAACAAUCGUCCAGUACAGCACAAAGAUGCACUCAAGCUCGUUAGGCAGUACUACGCUAACGCCGCUCGUGGGAAUAACGAAUCUGCCAGCCGGCGUUACCCAAUCUUAAUGAUGAACAUCGGCGUCCCCGCCUCCAGCAUCGACGUCAACCUGACGCCGGACAAAAUGCAAGUCAUGUUCCAGAACAAGGAUGCGGUGCUUUUAGCGGUGGAGUCUGUACUGAUCUCGAUGUACGGCUCUUACUCGGUCGGAAACGACAGCGGCGAAGCAGGGCGGCCUCGUUCUGCGGUUGCUGAUGAAAAGUCGCCUACGGUUCCUAACGCUAACCAUACGGUUCCUACGGCUCCUAACGCUGAAGAAGGUGCAGCAUCUGAGAUGCUAGAAGGUUCCAUCGUGGACGUGAAGGAACAGGACGGUGAGACGUCCCUGCCCGGUACGGCUAACACGAGCUCGUCGUCCUCGUCAGACGACUGGAUCGUCAACAGGAGCUUCGGCGACUCGGACGCCGCUCAGGUUUCAUUAUCCGCCGAUAACGGCGGGUUGAAUUCGACCGGCGGUAUCGAGGGUAGCUCAGAGGACCAGACGGGUGAGAUCUCGGCGACAAGCUGGACCACGGGCAAGGCUUUCUCAGAUCCCGUCUCUGGAGAGCUCCUGGAACCCGUGACCCUCCAUCUGCCACGAGCGCAGGAGACCGAAGACGACGGCGCGUUCAAAAGGCCGGCCAACGUGAUCGUGGAGAAGAUGGCCAAACCGACCGCCUACGACCUGAUCAGCGAGCGUUCGGUGCGCCGGCCGCUGUCGGCCUUCGCCCUGUUCGAGCAGGACUCGAGAGCGUCGGUGCUGCAGCAGAACCCGCGGGCCGGUCCGCAGGAUGUCGCCGCCGCUGUGAAAGAGAAAUGGGAACGCCUCGGGGAGGAAGACAGGGGGAGGUACGAGGAGAGGGCCCAGAAGUGCCUCGAGUCCUACAAUAAGAACAGCAAACGGGCGUCGGCUGGCAGCCCUCCUGAGCGGGUCGACCCUCAGCGUCAGAAAGACGACCCCUCGGCGAACAGACUCCAGGGCCUGAAGCGCAAAGCCCCUCUGUCCAACCAGCAGACCCUGGACGACCACUUUUCCUCUCGGCCGGAGAGCAAGAAGAACCUCGCGAGGGUGUCCAGGCCUGUUCGGUUCAGCAUCGAAUCGCUGAGACGUUCCCUUCACCCGGAGCGUCGCUCCCAAUCGGACACGCCGGGCCUCCGGGCUGUGAACCGAUUACCUUCUCACGGCGCCUGGGUCGUUUCAGGUGGCAGGAAGCUCCUGUUACUGAAUCCGUUCCGUGUGGAGGAAGCCCUGCUGUUUAAGAGGCUUCUGGAGGAUAAUUAUCUUCCGACGGCGAGUCUGCAGCCGCCUGUAGAGCUAACGGACGGUGUUCUCGGCGGCCCAGAGUACAUGGACGUUCUUCUGAGUAUGGAGAAGAGCAGUGUAGCCCCGUGUGGUCAGUUCCAGUUCACCGAUGCCAGGCUGGUGGCUAAUGGAUUUCAGAUCAGACUCACUCCAGGUUCCCCGCCCACGGCGCAGUGUGUUGAACUGACGGCGAUGGCCGACUGCAUGCCGUUCUACGGCGUCACCGACCUGAAGGAGAUUCUAACGGCGGUGAAGAACAGGAACGCCAGAACGGUCCAGCAGUGCAGACCUCUCAAAGUCACAAACUACCUGGAGGGAGAAGCUGUGAGGAUGGCCCGCCAGUUGCCUCUGAGCAUGUCGCGCGAGGACGUCACGAAUAUCCUCUCCCGGAUGAAAGCCGAGAUCGAGGGGACGCGGGAGGUCUGUCUUCACGGGCGGCCGUUUUUUCACAGCCUGCUCGAUGUUCCUGAGACGGAGCAGGAAGCUCUGAAGAUCCUGUCAAACACGACCUGAAGAAGAAUCGCGUCCAUAUUACAUCAAUUUAAAUAUAAUAAACUGUAUUUUUAUUGUUUAUUUUUAUAAAAAGAUUUUCUCAGCAUUA